This is a messenger RNA of Symbiodinium necroappetens, 753 nucleotides long. The record is from the annotation of a GenBank genome assembly. Lineage: Eukaryota; Dinophyceae; Suessiales; Symbiodiniaceae.
AUGGCUGGUGAGGCAUCGACACCAGAGUGGUCCGACGUGGAGCAAGGGAAUGUUCCAUCGGAGGAUGAGUCUGAGGAGGAGCCUCGGGACCCGAUGACUUUCCAACUUCGCAAUGCGCCGCUGUGGGUGCUUAACCUGUCGCCGGCUGAGUAUCUGCAGUGGUCAACACCUGGAGGCAUCAUGGAUCGAGCACAGAAUGACUUUCAUGAGCAGAGGAAUCCAAACUCCAUAGUGUGGCCAGUCUGGUGGACAAUAGCUUUUGAUCAUUUGGAUACGAAUGCUGACGGGGUUAUACAAGUUACUGAAGACGUGGUCAUGUUGCAAUGCAAUCUCGCAACGGUGCGAUGCGAGGACGAGGUAUGCAGGCAGGUUUUUGUGGUGUGGAUUUGCGAGGAAGAGACUGGCCAGGAGCGCAUGUUGGCGGCGAACCGAAUGUGGCAGCGACCGGUUGUCUAUCGACAUGAUGGGGAUGGAGAGAGGUGCGACAAGACACAACCAGUGGACAGCAACUUCAUCAUGGGAGCCGCCAAUCUGGUCCUUGGGGGAUGGCGUGCCGAGCGCGAAGGCACCCACAGUGGCAAUACGUUGGUGUUGGCAGAUUCUGGAGCGAAUGAGCUGAUACGUCCUGCAGGUGAUGCGGCGCCAUCGCGGUCGACAAAGGUUUCGCUCACGCUGGCAGACGGCAAUCUUACCUUCGCGUGGAAAACGCGGGAUGGAGAGCUGGCAAUUCCUGGUGACAGCUCAUCGUGGAUA